AUGCCGGGUGAUGGAGGGGGGCGGCAGGCUUACGGCAGAGAGACCCAGCAGCUGAUCCACAAGCAAAUGGUGGAGAUCAGUCGUCUGCAACAGGAACAGAGUGAGCUUCAAGUGAAGAUGAAGAUCUCCCAGAGUCAAGCCCGAAAGCUCCUGGACCAGGCUCGGGAGAAGGACCUUCGGAGCCUUCUGGGGCGCAGGCAGCAGCUCUACAAAGAGGUGGUCAAGGAACAGCAGCGCCUGAAGAAGCUGGACCAACAGAUUGCCAAGUGGGAGGAGCGAGUCCUGAUGCAGCUGAAGGACCUCCGGGGCCCGGGCUUGGUGCUGCAGAGGAAGGCCCAGAACCUCCGCAGGGUGACCAUCUUGGAGAACCAGCUGGACCGGGCCAACACGCGCUUCGACACGCAGCUGGUGAGGAACAGGAUCCUUCGGGAAGAGCUGGGCUUGCUGCACAUUCAGAGGAAUCGCUUUCUGCACAUAGACCACCAGCUGAAGAAGGAGCUGCAGGACAUCCGCUCCAACAUCCAAUCCCACAUAGACAAUUCCAACGCAGCCUUUGACGCCAGGGAGGAAGCCAAGCUGAAGCUGAGCCAGCUGCAGGAGAAGCUGGACAAGGAUGUGAGCCAGUACAACGCGGAGCUGCAGGUGGUCCAGAGACAGAUCUGCCACCUUGAGCAGUUACACAACUUCCUGAUCACCAAGAACCAGGAGAGAUUAGUGGAUGCGGAGGUGCUGGAGGCCCGGCGCAAGCGGGAGCGGGAGGUGGCCGAGGGCCUUCGCAAGACCUCUCAUGAGAAGGCUGUGCUGCAGUACGAGGAGGUGUUGGAGAAACUAGCGGAGAUCACGGGCCAGAGCAACGCGGAGGACAUCUUCCACACGUACUUGGAAAAUGAGGAAAGAAACUUUGCGGAGUUCACCUUUAUCAACGAGCAGAACUCAGAGAUGGAGAAGCUCAAGGAGGAAAUCCAGGAGAUCCAGGAUGCCCUGACUCAGUUGACCUUAGCCCAAGAAGAAUCGGACCGGGGGUCCAAGCGUCAGCAGCUUGAUGCCCUGGAGCACCGGAAGGUGGAACUGGCUAAGGAAGCUGAGAUAGUGGAGGCCAAGCACAGCAAUCUGAGCAAGAUCCUAGACCAGCUCAAGGCUGCGAUCCAGUCUUUGUUCUACAAGGCCAAGUGUGAUGACACGAGGCUCAAAGAACUCCUGGGGGGCAGCCACAUGGGGACCAAGAUAGUGGAGUUGCUUCUCAGCCUCAUCGAGCAGCGUGUGAUUGACCUGCUGGCCGCCCAGGCCUUCACUGAGUUCUCGGAGUCUAGCACCUAUAAACCGGAGUCCACUGCCCUCAGACUGCUAGGCCAGAGUGAGGACGCCAUCCCCAAGAAACUGGUUCCCCCGCAGCCCCCCUUCAACAUGGACGAUCCUGUGGGCCUGGAGCAGACAGACGAAAGGCCCCUGACUCACGAGGAACUAAAAGCCCAAGUCCUCAAGAUGAUGCAAAUUCGGGAACAGACCAGGGAACUAGGCAAGGACAUGCCCACGCAGUUGGCUUUAGGCAAGAAGUCAUUAGACAAACCCUCCAUGUAGGCCAAGGUUGAACUUCCACCCCAAGGCUUUGGCCUCACUCUGCUCAGAGAUCUCAUCCUCUCUGGUCACCCAGCUCUCCCCUCCACCACAUCCCGCACCCCCCAGCUUUCUCUCUCUUCAGCCCUCAGACUCCUUGUCUGCCCAUAUCUGGGGGCAUCACCAACUCCCAGUUGUUGUGCCUCUCCCUUUCCGGAUCUUAGCCUCCUUCCAUCCCUUCCGAAGCUCAGCGUGUAGCCCUGGCCUGGGUGGAGAUGGGGCUGGGGUGGGUCCAGUGAUGCUGUGACCUCCGGGAAUAAAAG
Molecule: messenger RNA, 1877 nt
Organism: Dromiciops gliroides (monito del monte)
Lineage: Eukaryota; Metazoa; Chordata; Mammalia; Microbiotheria; Microbiotheriidae
Gene: ODAD1
Product: outer dynein arm docking complex subunit 1
Biological process (GO): cilium movement; outer dynein arm assembly
Cellular component (GO): axoneme
Source: RefSeq, a predicted model, not a curated record